Messenger RNA from Dryobates pubescens (Downy woodpecker), 2281 nucleotides. It is a transcript of the gene SAXO2, whose product is annotated as stabilizer of axonemal microtubules 2. Gene Ontology annotation, molecular function: microtubule binding. Gene Ontology annotation, cellular component: axonemal microtubule; ciliary basal body; sperm flagellum. The record is from RefSeq and is a predicted model, not a curated record. Lineage: Eukaryota; Metazoa; Chordata; Aves; Piciformes; Picidae. The coding region runs from base 92 to 1492 and encodes 466 amino acids. The transcript is spliced from 4 exons. Gene Ontology annotation, biological process: microtubule anchoring.
GAGAUCGCUCACUGCCGGGACGCUGCCGCUGCCAGGCGACGGAGCGCUUCCUUAGUUACCACGGCGGAGGCGCGGGGACGGCCGCACCAGCAUGAAGCAGCCUCGCUGUCUGUGCGAGAUUUGUAUCUGCGGGCGCCAUCGCUGCCCUCAUAAACCCACAAAGAUUUAUGGUAAUGGACAACAGCUGCGCUUCACAACUGAGUAUGGGGAAAACUACCCCCUCUACGGCAACGUCUCUCCUCCCCGCAGCCUCAGGCCGAAGCAAGAGUACCAAGGACAUCGUGGGAGAAUGGAAGGAGUGACAACAUUUAAAUCUGAUUAUUUACCAUAUGAUAUUGUGAAGCGACCUUUUCGGGUACCAGAAGAAUAUAAACCAAAGACAGGAGAGAUGGAACUAAGAACCACAUACCGAAAAGAUUAUAACACCCAUAAAAUAGAACCAGUGACAUUAGUAAGACCUCUAGAGAGAGAGCACACUACAGGAGGAAAAUUUGAUACCAUACCAACCUAUCAAGAUGACUAUAGGUUAUGGACAGUUCAAAGACGAGAACCUAGUAAGGUGGAUACAUACCAGCCACCUACAGUGAAGUUUGGAAACUCUACUACAUUUCAGGAUGACUUUGCUCCGAAGGAACUGAAUCCCAGACAAAGCUUUAAACCUCCUUGUGCAGCCAAGCUUUCAGAUGUGCCUUUUGAGAGUGCUACUAGCCAUCGUGCUUCUUACAUUGCUCAUCAACUGGGACCAAAAUUUGUGAGACCAAAAGAACAAUACAAGCCCAGCAACCAACCCUUUGAAGGUCUCACAACCCACCAAAAGGAUUUUAAAGGGCUGCCUGGGCAACUUGCAAAAAGCUGCAAGCCUGAACAUACAAAAGUUGGAUCCAAUGCUCAGUUUACUGGAGUCACUGAAUUCCAAGAUAAUUUUCAGCCAUGGUUGGUCUCCUUGCCUGAGGUCCACAAAACAAGAGAGUACAUACCGCCCUCAGGCAACAUGGAUUUGAACUCCACCACCCACCUUGAUUAUGUUAAGCAUGAGAGUUCUCCUGCUGUCCCCAUAAGACCAGUUUCUAAUCAAAGAAGAAUCAAUGCCCCUUUUCAAGGGACCACUACUACAAAAGACGACUUCAAAGCCUGGGACAUCUGCCAGCAAGAGAUUACUAGGAAACAACAGGAAAUACCAAAACCCACUGGAAAAUUCGAUGAUUUAACUACAUUUAAAUCCCAUUACAUACCACAUCAGAUCAUUCCAGCUCAAAGUUUCAGACCUGUACAUGUAGCUCCCAGAUCAGCUCCUUUUCAAGAUGAAACUACUUACCGCACAGAAUAUAUUCCAAAGAAACAAAGCAUCUGCCCAGCAACUUACUCAUCUCCUCCAGGUUAUGUCUACGUAAACACAGAUUCUCAUGGCCACAAAUUCUUCUGCCAGCUUACUCCAGACCUUCCUGAAUCAAAUAAUAAUCUCAUUCCAAAGGAAGUAGCUGUUGUGUCAUAAUACUUAAAUGCAGUACUUCAAGCACCCUGGUGAAAUAGUUGGAAUCCUGCUUGUUCAUUUCUACCUUAAACAGCAAUGAAAGCAAAUUAAAUAAUGCAAAGUCUGCUUUUAAAAGUAGGUAAACUAAUACCAUGAAGAAAAUAAAACUGGAGGGUUAUUACAAGACUAAUAAAGAUUAUGUAGAAAUAGUGCAUCUUUGUGGAAUCUAUUUUUUUUUCAUCAUCCAUUCUAGUUCCCUUGACUUUCUACAUUUCAUUAUGUUCCAAGUCAAAUAUGUGUAUUUUACAUUAAAUUCUUUCAGAGUUCUGAAAAUUUAAAUUGUAAUUGCAUUUGUAAAAUAGCAAGUCUCUUUUGAUCAUAACUUUAUCUUUUUCAUAGUAAAGAAUGCUGUUAUAAUCUAAAUAAUUAUCUGAUUGGUCAAGUUUGUCAUCUCAUCAAUACUCGGAGUAACGUUAUCAGAUUUUUUUCUUCACAUUCUCUUGCUGAAAUCAUAAGAUAACAUCCCAUGCAUGACACCUAUUUAAAUUUAGUCAUCAUUACGUUUCCUUCAUUCAGUUCUAAGGAGAGUAUAAAGGUCACACUGUAAGUUCUGAUAGCAGUUAACAAGAAGUGACCUUCAAAUCAUACAGAACUUGCUUGGAGGAAAUGAACUUCUUGGUGUCUCCUGCUCUGUGCCUAGACAGAUCUAGCUUGGGCUAGCUGUCAAGCUUCAUACCUGCGAGGGCAGUUUUGUCACCAACCCCUUUCGCAUAUUCAGGUAGAAGAGUUUGGCCAGACGAGAUGCAGGAG